Durotheca rogersii is the source of this 1754-nucleotide messenger RNA. Its product is annotated as FAD/NAD(P)-binding domain-containing protein. The record is from RefSeq and is a predicted model, not a curated record. The coding region runs from base 110 to 1363 and encodes 417 amino acids. NCBI's taxonomy places the organism in Eukaryota, Fungi, Ascomycota, Sordariomycetes, Xylariales, Xylariaceae. Gene Ontology annotation, molecular function: FAD binding. The transcript has 4 exons.
CUGGUCUCCUUCGCCCGAGCCCUUGGGAAUUCCAUGUUAUGUCUUGUUUACCAGCCUAUACUAAUAGUGUGGCUGAUAUAAACACUGGAGCCCUUCUCUGAAAUAUGUGAUGGCGGAGGCAAAUGAAUCAGCAGGGUUACCCAUCCUGAUUAUUGGAGCUGGCUGCAGCGGUCUGGCUCUCGCACACGGUCUUCACCUGAAACGUAUUCCGUACAAGCUCUUUGAGAAAGACACAAGUCUCGCACCACGGAAUGGGCGCGACUGGGGCAUUUCCUUCCAUUGGUCCCGUGAUAUGCUCGCAUCGUUGAUUGGUGACGCGAAAUGGAGCCGUAUAAACGAGGCCCUCGUCGAUCCGUAUAUAUCGGCAGAAGAGGCCAUUAAGGUGCCCCUGAUUAACGGGAGCACGGGCGAAGUUAUUAAUGUGAUGUCUACGCCCGACAUGCGUCGCGUCUUGCGUUCGCGCCUGCGCUCCCUGAUCGCCGACGACGUUCUCGACGUGCAGUUUGGCAAGGCGCUGGAGCACAUCUCGUAUGCAGACGACGGCCGGAGCGUAACAGCAUACUUUGCGGACGGGGCAGCUGAGACGGGGUGUCUAGUUAUUGGCGCGGACGGUAGCCAGAGCCAGGUCCGCAGCCUCUUACUCGGGUCUGAACGGGCUAGCCUUACGCGACUACCACUCGCGGCAACCUUCGUCACAGCGUCGUUCUCGCGGGAGCGAGCGUUAUGGCUGCGUAGCCAACAUGCGUACCUAAAUGCGCUUUACCACCCAAACAACGAAAUGGGGAUGUUCGCUUUGCUGGACGGGAAGAACAGGGACGCGCCCGAGUCGUGGCGUUUCAGCUUCUAUGUGUCGUGGCGAUCCCCCUUGGAGGAGCAAACCGAAGAGGUGGCGUCUGGUAUGAGCGUACACGAGAGGCUCCUCCAGUUCAAAGGGAAGAGCAAAGAUUUCGCCGAUCCCAUACGUAGCUGCCGGGAAUGGAUCUCAGAUGACCUAGAAGAGGUUUAUUGGGGCGGCUGCGCGAACUGGGACCCCAGCUUACCAGAGCACACGUGGGAUAAUCAUGGCGGCCUUGUCACGCUGAUUGGCGAUGCGGCACACCCAAUGACCUAUCACCGCGGACAAGGGCUGAACCACAGCGUCGCCGACGCCUUUAAACUCUUCGAGAAGCUGGCAAACGUGGGGAUUCGAUCGCAGAAAGAGCUGAUCGACGCAUAUGAGAGUGAGAUGCGUGCCCGGGGCGGAGAGGAGGUUCGACUCAGCGAGAUGAACUCGUUCAUGGUGCAUGACUGGGAUCAGGUGGGACAGAGCCCGAUCGUGAAGAGAGGAAUGGGUUAUGGUAGCGGCAACGAGAGCAAGGCGUAAUCUCGAGAAUAGCGGUUACGAUAUGAGCGACUCUCCCAAAACCUUGACCAAAGCCGCGCGUGCUAUGCAUCAAAAUAAAACGACAAUUCUCGAUUUCCGGGGUGACAGAGGCCAAAUAGGGAGCGUACCUAUGAAAAGAGGUUCACUUUCCGGUUCCCUGGUCCCCUAAACGCCAGCCCCAGCAACCGAGCCUCCCAUAUUAGUAAGAAAUAGUUUCCUCGGUAUCACCAAUCCCAUGGCCCUUAUGUUCCUAUUCUCCCUGGGCCUACGAUGAAGUUGGCGUGGUGCCAGCUCUGCUUUUCCUACGCCUCGGCUUUGAUGGCAUUCCGGUGGGGGUCUUCGGCGUCUUAUCACCCUUUGCGUCUUUCUUGUCAAGCCCAGGGCCUGUGGG